AUGAAAUUAGUAUUAAUUAUUCCAUUUAUAAUACGAGUAUAUGGUACAUACGAUGAGCUAUAUGAUAAGCACAGGUGUGCAGUAGAAUACAAGAUAGGCAACAAGACAGUUGAAAUGGGAUAUGUGAGUGCAAUAAGCAAUGAACACAGCUACAUCCUCGAUAUCGAUAAUCUAUACUUAGAUAAGACAGGAUUUAAUGAAUUCAACUACGUAACUAAGGGGUGUGAUGGAGUCGUGGAAGAAGACAGCUAUUUUGUAAUAGAUAAGGUAGGAUACGUUACUAGGCUAAUGGAGCAGAGUGGAUUGAGUNAUAUGGUACAUACGAUGAGCUAUAUGAUAAGCACAGGUGUGCAGUAG
Messenger RNA from Enterospora canceri, 357 nucleotides. NCBI's taxonomy places the organism in Eukaryota, Fungi, Microsporidia, Enterocytozoonidae. The record is from the annotation of a GenBank genome assembly.